CCUCGUUCAGGAGCAUUUCUUAGUUCAGACACGGACAGAGAUCAGACAGAGACGGACUCUCCUCCUCCUCCUCCUCCUCCUCCGUACUCUUCCUCCAUCUCUCUCUGUCUCUCUCCAUCCAUCAUCCAUCCGUAUGCGUCUUCUGGAUACUUACCUCUCCUAGAGCGCGUCAGCCCGCCUGGAUCAGUCCGUCCCCACAUGUCAUCUCCACUGUGGUCCCUCUGGAAGCUGUAUUUACAGUAAUGAUGCCUGGCUGAGAGGUUCGCAGCAAGUCUUCAUCUUCCAGCCAAACGCAGUGGGGAUCGCCGACUGAAGAGGAGCUUGGCGCUGCUGUCUUCUUGGAGUGUGGCUCUGCGUAAUGGAUUUACUGUUGGCAGAGAAAAGUUGGAUUUUGUGAAGAGCAUCGUGGACCUCCCCCUAAAAUGGACAGAAUAGGAGGGCGUUUUUAGAAAGGUGCUUUUGGGUUGGAAUCACACCGUGAGAGGAAAUGCACAGAGCGUGGAUACUCUUCUUUCUAAUAGAAGAGGGUUUUGCUCUGGCACAGAGAAGUAAAGAUCCCCCGAGCGAACAUGGCGGCCAGAGCCCCAACCAGAAUGACUGUGGCACGUGGGUCCGCAACAUCAACGGAGGGGUGUUCACGUCACCAAACUACCCCAACACUUACCCACCCAACAAGGAGUGUGUUUACAUCUUGGAAGCUCUCCCCAGGCAGAGGAUUCAGCUGUCCUUCGAUAAGAAUUACUACAUCGAGCCCUCAUUCGAGUGCCGCUUCGACCACAUCGAAAUCCGCGAUGGGCCGUUUGGAUUCUCACCACUCAUAGAUCGCUUCUGUGGGGGAAAGAACCCAGGCCUGGUCACGUCGACGGGACGUUUCAUGUGGAUCAAGUUUACCAGUGACGAGGAGCUGGAGGGCCUUGGCUUCCGCAUCAAGUACACCUUCAUUGCAGACCCUGAUUUUCAUCUGCACGUGGGCGGACUGCUAAACCCCAUCCCAGACUGUCAGUUUGAAAUCGGUGGAUGGGAUGGGAUUAUUCGCUCCAGUCAGGUGGAAGAGGAAGAGCGAGUGAAGCCUGGUGAUGCCCUGGACUGUAUCUGGACCAUCAGGGCUCCUCCUCAGUCCAAGAUCUACCUGCGCUUCAUGGAGUACCAGAUGGAGCACUCAAAUGAGUGCAAGAAGAACUUUGUGGCUGUGUACGAUGGCAGCAGCGCCAUUGAGAACCUCAAGGCCAAGUUCUGCAGCACCGUGGCCAAUGAUGUGAUGUUGGAUAACGGUGUGGGAGUCGUGCGAAUGUGGGCCGAUGAGAAGAGCCGACUCAGCCGGUUCCGCAUGCUCUUCACUUCCUUUGUUGAUCCCCCCUGUUCAGGCAGUACAUUCUUCUGCCACAGCAACAUGUGUAUUAACAACUCCCUGGUGUGCAAUGGGGUUCAGAACUGUGUCUACCCAUGGGAUGAAAACCACUGCAAAGAGAAGCGAUCUAAGGGGCUCUUCCAUCAGAUCACUAAGACCCAUGGCACUGUCAUUGGUGUCUCAUCAGGCAUUGUCCUGGUUCUUCUCAUCAUCUCCAUCCUGGUCCAAAUGAAGCAGCCGAGGAAAAAGGUUGUAGCUCGCCGGCCUGGUGUUUUCAACAAGGCUGGAUUCCAGGAGGUCUUUGAUCCGCCGCACUACGAGCUGUUCUCUCUCCGUGACAAGGAGAUAUCCUCUGACCUCGCUGACCUGUCCGAGGAGCUGGACAGCUUCCACAAGCUGCGGCGUUCCUCCACUAUGUCCCGCUGUGUCCACGAGCACCACUGCGGCUCACAAGCCUCGGUGGCUACUGGCGGCGGCAGUAUGAAGCACAGCCGCACCACCCUGAGCUCUAUGGAGCUGUCCUACCACAACGACUUCUCCAAGCCACCGCCCAUGAAGACUUUCAACUCCACAGCCAGCUACAAGAAGAGCUGCUACGGCUACAAGCAGCACUCACAGACUCACGACUGCGACCAGCAGGUCAUUGAGGACCGCGUCACAGAGGAGAUCCCAUGUGAGAUCUAUGGCCGUGGUGGAGGAGGAGCCACUGGAGGAGCCACAGGCGGAGGAGCAAUAGGAGGAGCAUCAGGGAUAGCAGGAGGAGGGAUUGGAGGGGCAGUGGGGAUAACAGGAGGUGUUGCGAUGGCUGGAGGAAUGGGUAUGGCAGGAGGAAUGAGCAUGGCGGGGCCUAGUGGCAUUGCUGGAGGGAUCGGUGUUGGUAUGGCCGGAGCCUGCGGAACCCUCAGUGUCCGUGGCAACAGCGCUCGUAACAGCACCACCAUAGUUGAUCCUCAACAGCGCUCCAUGUCCAUGGACUUCUAGAUGGAGAAGGGAGGAAGGAAAACAGAAGAGGAGAGCAGACAGACCUCACAUUUCACUCAUCGAGACAACAGACGGAAGAAGAGAAGGCAGGAGAGCCACAAUAAUCCCAAACUGAUCGCUCCCGUUUGUUCUUCUACCGUUUUGCUCUCCAGGCAGUAUUAAUAGUAUUGUGGGUCUCCACUCGUAGUCUCAUAUGGAAGUUUGGGAAGAAUGGGAGACAAAAAAUUAGCCACCAGAAAUAGAGAAAAACUGAGGAAAGUAAUCUUUCUAUUCUUCAGAAUACUGAGGGAUUUCAAAAGAAGGGAGCAUGGAGACAUCUUGUCUCUCCUCCAAUGUUCUACUCAUUUACUCUCUCCCUCUAUCAGAGACUCACAGGAGAAUGUCCUCGCAUGCAGAUCCAGACUUCACUCUGUUUGGUUGCCUAAAACGUCAGGAAACCACUCUAUUACAGGGAGAGAGACAAGCUGAGAGAGACUGAGUUUUUACAUUUAUUCACCUGCCAUGCACAGAUAUAUGAUAUAUGAUAUAUAGUGCGUCUUCUAAUAAUUUAUUUGAGUCUUUAUUUUUGUCAGUGUACUGUACUGUUAAAACCAGUAUAUAUCCAGCCUCAUGAUGAUGUUUGGCUUUUAACUCUUUAAUCUUUUUUCAAAUGUUCCUCAGAUGAUUUUAUGAAGAUGACUUAUCCAUGACGUGGUGUUGAUGAUGAUGAUGAUGAUGAUGAGGAUGAGGUUGAAGUUGAUGAUGAAGUUGGUUUGACAUAUUGACAAUGACAAUGAUACUGAUGUUAUAUUACAAGAAUAAUUACGCAGUUGUCAUGGUUACCUCAGCCAUACACAGAAGGUACACUCCAUUCAGUCUCUCCUCAGGAAGAGCACAUGAAGAGACUGUCUUAUUUUGGUAAGAAAAAGAGAAGAAAAGACUGUUUCUGCUCCGUGAGCUUUAUAGCAUAUGGGUAUUCAGGCAAUAAGUAAUCGUUUAUGGAGUGUGAAGUGUUUGGUUGUGAGGCCUGGACUGAAUCAAAAAUAGCAACCAUCCCCAAACCCCAACCUUUACCAGGAGAAAAUAUAGUUUCUCAAUUUCCCUAUGAACUGAGUGUUUAAAACAAGCACAACCUGUUUCCAGACAUGUAGCCUAUAUGGGACUCAUUUAUUAUUUUAACCACUGGUUGUAUAAUUUCAUUCUGUUGAAUUAAAUGAGAGCUUACUCACCUC
Molecule: messenger RNA, 3540 nt
Organism: Lates calcarifer (barramundi perch)
Lineage: Eukaryota; Metazoa; Chordata; Actinopteri; Centropomidae
Product: neuropilin and tolloid-like protein 2
Molecular function (GO): protein binding
Source: RefSeq, a predicted model, not a curated record